Anneissia japonica is the source of this 4807-nucleotide messenger RNA. Its product is annotated as calcium-activated chloride channel regulator 1-like. The transcript has 10 exons. Bases 1 to 2679 code for a protein of 892 amino acids. NCBI's taxonomy places the organism in Eukaryota, Metazoa, Echinodermata, Crinoidea, Comatulida, Comatulidae. The record is from RefSeq and is a predicted model, not a curated record.
AUGGAGAAAGACAUAGUGCCACCACUUCGUACAGAUGCAGUAGUGGAGAUUUUUACAGAGGGCUCGUCUUUCCUUUUUGAAGCUACGAACCAUAGAGUUUACUGGAAAAACAUUACGAUACUGGUACCCCAAUCAUGGACCCAUCGCAACGAGUACAAACCAUCAAAAACAGAAACCUUCGACAGAGCAAAUGUCCGCAUAGAUUAUGGAGUAUCAAAGAGCCCGUAUGCACUUCUAGUUGGUAAAUGUGGUAAACAGGGGCAGUACAUUAACUUAACGCCACAGUACGUGCGGAAUAAAGAGUAUGCUGAAAGUGGUUGGGGUCCAAGAGAUAAGACGAUCGUUCACGAGUGGGCCCAUCUGCGAUGGGGCGUUUUUGAUGAGUACCCAACCGACAAACCUUUUUUCAAGGGGAAAAGAAAGAUCGAAGCAACACGCUGUUCAGAAUCCAUUGCUGGUACUUAUGUAGAAAAGUCUGGUAGAAAAUGUAGUGUAGACCCCUUAACCGGAGUGUACACUAAGACUUGUCAGUUUGUGGAAAAGAGUACACAGAAAGCUAGAGUUUCGAUUAUGUACAAGCAGUUUAUAAAUUCGAUACGUUCCUUUUGCAGUACAAAUGAAGUCAAUCCUUCCUUAAAACAUUUUGUUGAAGCUCCGAAUAAACAAAAUGAUAUUUGUGAAAGAAAAGGUGUUUGGGAUGUAAUGAUGACAACCGAUGACUUCAGAGACGGUAGGAGCCCACAACUGCAGGAAAAUAUUGAUACAACUCCAUCGUUUCAAAUUGUCCAACCUACAGCACGGCGCGUUGUAUUGGUUCUUGACACUUCCGGCAGCAUGCAGGGUGAUCCAUUAAAUAAACUUCGUCAAGCAGCAACUCUGUAUAUUGAGUCUACCAUUGACAUAGGAAGUUACCUCGGCAUUGUUGGGUUUUAUACUAGAGGUACUCAGUUAGCACCACUCACGCUUGUUGCUAAUGAUGAUACUCGAGAGACUUUAAAAAUGAAAUUGCCUUCAUCAGCCACGGGUGGUACAAGCAUUGGUAAUGGAGUUCUCAAAGGAAUAGAGGUUCUAUCUUCAGUAGGACAAUCUUCAGAUGGUGGAUAUCUACUUGUGAUCAGUGAUGGACAAAAUACCCAUAAUCCAGAUAUUGAUGACGUACUGGAUGAUGUAAUAGCUGCGGGCGUUAUUGUUGAUACCAUAGCAUUCACUGACAAUGCAGACACCGCUCUGGGGAAAUUGUCUACCGUGUCUGGAGGAAAUGCAUAUUUUUAUUCCGGUUCCGACAGUAUUGCGGCCCUUAUUGAAUCAUUUACAGCAACUAUAACAAGUCGACCUGACCAAACUAACCAAACAUUACCCAUCACGCUAUAUAGCGAAGCAUUGGCCAUCGACAACACUACGGGCACUGUUACAAGUUACGUUAUUAUUGAUACAAGUGUUGGGGUUGAUACAGUUUUUCUCUUUGCGUGGCUUGAUUAUUCUAUAGCGGUCGUUCUAGAGAACUCAGAUGGACAACGAUUUGAUAACACUAGUGAAGAGUAUUCUUUAAACAGUAAUGAUGAAAUUAUCACAAUCCGCAUAAAAGAGCGCGCUUUGGCCGGUCGUUGGAACUUUGAAAUCUCUAAUCAGUUGCUGUCGUCUCCAUCACAUAUCGUUACAGUAACUGUUGAAUCUAAGCAAGCCUCGGCUGACGAAGCACCAGUCAUUCUCACGUCUUUUGUCAGUGACCCAUUCAUUAACUAUCAAACCACUCCUUAUAUAACUAUAUUUGCGUUUUUAAGCAAGGGAAAUGAAGUUGUCGCUAAUGCUGAUGUUAUUGCAGUUUUAGAGAGACCAAAUGCACCCCAUGACAUCAUUCAACUAUAUGAUAGUGGAACAAAUGCAGACUUAUCAAAAUAUGACGGAGUUUACUCGGCUUAUUUCUUCAACUUUACUGACAAUGGACGCUACAGUAUUGAAGUUAAAGUCCGGGGCAACAAGCAGACCGAAUCAGUUGGGAAUGUGGCAAAUGCUAGAUCUUUUCCUAUUAUUCAAGAGGAGUUGAUCAUGAAACCUGUUAAUAUAUUUGAGCGUUCAGCAUCGGGUGGCGCAAUCCAAGUGUCCGAUUACGUUGAACAAACAACAGACUUUUUGCAACCAUCAAGGAUUAUGGAUCUCACAGUGACUGAAGUGUCGUAUCAAGACCAAAGUGCGACACUACAAUGGACAGCAGUUGGUGAUGACUUCGAUAAAGGAACAGUCUCUGAAUACGACCUUCGAUUCGCUGAAACAUUCCAAGAGAUAACAACAAACUUUUCAGAUGCCACUAAAGUUACAUCCGAUGACGUCAUCAAUGGAAAUUUGUUGGCAAUCAAAAAACCUGGACAAACAGAGGAAUUUUCUAUCCGACUACCAAACCGCGGAGAUGAAGUUACGUAUUACUUUGCUAUUAUGGCAAUUGAUGAGGCUAACAAUACCGGUGGGUUGUCCAACGUUGUUUCUGCAAAUUUGGAAUAUAUCCCUCCACUUGAACAAGAAACAGAAAGCAAUGGAAUAAGUACAUUCGUAUGGAUUUUGGUGGCAAUCGGUGUUGCAGGCGUCUUGAUGUUUGUGUUAAUCGGCCUAUAUAUAAAACACACAAGGCGAUCAACAACUGGGUCUGAUGGAGAUCAAGUCCAUGUUAAUCCUGCUUACGCCUAAUUCAAUAAAACAUGAUACCUUAAGAUCUUGAUAAUCAGUUUUGGAAAACUUAUUUAAGUUUAUUAUGGUUGAAUUCUGUUUUAACAAACGAAUGUCCAACACACUAUUCAAGUAUUAUUAUAUAGUUGAAAGAUGAUAAUAUAACAUGAUUGAUAAUGCGAUAGACGAGUUAAGUUAACUUUUAAAAACAUAGAAAAACUAUAAUCAAUAAUUAUAAGGCCUACUCAGCUAACUAUUCUACCCUAGUUAAAUUACGGAGGUAUUAUAUAUCACUGUCUAAAGGUAUUGCAAUUAUUUUGUGUAGCAGUAAGCAUAUUAUUAUUUUUUGUUCCAAGCUAUCUCGCUAGCAGCUUUGGCUUAUUAAAACCAAAUUGUGUAAUCAAGUAUUCGUUGUGUAUUACAUCUUGAGAAGAUAGUGUUCUAAUGACUUUUCAACAAAAGUAUACCUCCUUCAUGUGCAGCUGAACUAUCAUUCGGGCCAUUCUAACACAUGACCCUAUAAAUUCAAGAAAAUGUUUUGUUGGUGUUUUCUGUACCAUAAAAUGUCUAGAACAAAACCAGGGAGUAGUCAUUCAAAUGUUGGCUGAAACUGGAUCACCGAUUCAAAUAUUAAAUUGUAUUGUUGAAGUAUAAAGUUGUACCGUCUGUUAUAAAAUAUAAAGCAGUUCAUUUUACGAAAAAAAAUUAUUUCCAAUACAAUGGAAAAAAAAGUUGUACAUGUAUUUUAACACAGAAGUUAUUAAAUCGAUGGGUGUCGAUAAAAAUAUAUAUAAUAAAUUUAGUAUGUGGGUAUUCUAAUUCUAAUGUAUAACUAAAAGGUAUUAUUGUGCUUAAAUACACAUUAUUGUAAAUAUUAUUAUUAUUAGACCUGAUAUCAAGUACAUAUAGUACAACUUUAGCUAAAAUAUUAUGCAAUUAUAGUUCUGUGGAUGAUAUACAAAAUAGAGGCCGAACGAGCCGUUAUUACUGGACAAAAUGCCUGAAGCCUAUAGGCUAUUAAAUCAAACUAUCAUGUGUAUACAUCAUAUCCCGUAUCUGCAAAGCGGGUUAGAGUUUCAGUUAGGCAUACAUAUAGCAUGGAGAAUAAGGAAACAAAAUAUUCUAAUUGAUCCAAUUUUAACAAACAUUGUUCGCAUAUGCGUCAAUUGAGUUUGUGAGGCCCGGCGGUUACUGUUAUUGGGGACCCAUAAUAGGCGAGUGAAGCGAGCGUUAAUUUUGCUGGCGGGAGCGAACAACAGAGCUGGGAGCCGAGGGGGCCACGUAGGGCCCGGGUAUGUGUCUGAGGCCCCCUCGCGCUCAGAGCUUAGGGCAUUUAUGAACUGUUAACUGCGUUGUAAAUAGGCCUACAAUGGCCCUAAAAACUGUAGCGAUCGUUUACAUGAGCCCUGAGGUAAUGCGGUUUCUGUAUGAUGAUGCUAUGCCAGUGUAUUUUCAAUGUUUACAACUGUCGAGGCCCCAUUGAAUGAAACCAUGGUAGUAUAGUUUAUAAUAUAUUAUUAGGCCUAUAUCUGUCUUAAACUACAAUGUCGGGGCCCCGUGCGUGACGCCACUGAUUGCUCAUUGUUACCAUUCUCUAAACUGUAAAUGAACUUGGUAAGUCAGACCGAUCACUCACUUGUUCCAAACGUGGUAUAACUACUGUAUGUUUAGUCGAUAACGAUUUCUAAAUAAUAACUUACAUUCCAAAUUUAUAGAAUGUUGACAAAAGGAAUGUAAAGGAUGUAAAUGAUUUGUUCACUUUGUACUAUGUUUGAUCAGUAAUUGUAAAGUUUAUAGAGUAAGCAAAAACAUCAAUCAAUGUAGCUCAUUUACACUUUAAAAUCGUACAGUAAAAUAAAGCAAAUAAUGAUUUGACGUCUUUACCAAUCCCCUAAUCUAAUCAGGUUUGUUGACACUAUCAUGACUGUAUUUGUCACCGAAACUGAUACUUAUCAGAUCAUUUAGGUAUAAUCGGGUGACGAAGUGAUUAUAAACGCGUUGAAAGCAAUUAGAUAAUGUAUUGGUUGAGCAUCGUUGGUAGUGAACUUCUUACUUUAGAAUAUAAAUAACAUGUAAAAUGAUUACAUCGUUAUUGAAUUUUAUGGAUAAUACAAUUAUAAAAUCUAUCUAGUUCUAAAAUAAAAUAAAC